AUGGCGACUACUUCUGGACCAGGGGCUGCCCCGGCUCUGGACGCCAAACCUAACAAAGAUGAUGUUUCAAUCACUCAAAAGAUGAUUUCUGCCACAACUGGUAGCAUUCUCACUGCUCUGCUAGCCACCCCUCUAGAUGUUGUUCGAGUCCGCUUGCAAGCUCAGUCUUCAGUCAAAAAUACGUCCUCAUUCGCCUCCCACACCACACACUCGUUGAAGAAUGUCCCAUCAGACCUUGGAGUUACUGCUUGUUGUCGGGAAGUCUUCUGGAUCGGUCAAAAUGCACAGAUGUGUGUCGCGGUGCCUGGUGCCGGAACCAUAGGCGCUACAUCAUCGAUGACGGAAUGCGCGGUAGAAGAGACUCAGCGGAGAACGUUUACGUCGACCUUGGAUGGACUACGAAAGAUCGCUCGAAAUGAAGGAGUCUUGACGCUCUGGCGUGGACUCAGUCCCACUCUUAUGAUGGGCAUUCCGGCAAAUAUUAUCUACUUUGCUGGUUAUGACUGGUUGCGUGCUGAUGACAAGAGUCCCAUCAAAGCUGUUAUUCCUGACGCAUAUGCUCCAUUGGUUGCAGGCUCGGUCGCAAGAACUGCUGCCGCGUCCGCGAUUAGCCCUAUUGAAAUGUUUCGGACGCGAUUGCAAGCCACUCCAGGCACAGGCGCAGGACAUUUCAAGGCCACACUUGAGGGUCUGCACCAAAUGGUUCACGCAAAUGGUUACAGCUCGCUCUGGAGGGGGCUGACUCUUACCAUGUGGCGAGAUGUGCCUUUCUCUGGUCUAUAUUGGUGGGGAUAUGAAGAAGUCAAGAGCUAUUUCAUCGAGGCGCGCAAAGAAGCGUAUCUAAAUCGUCUGCCACAUGAUUUCUCAUUCGCCAGUCACCAAACGCCACAUGACCUUGAUACCCCGACCUUCCUCGAUAGUUUCAUUGCAGGAGCUUCCUCUGGUUCCCUUGCAGCUUUUGUUACCACUCCUUUUGACGUGGGUAAGACACGUCAGCAAGUUUUCCGACACAUGGGUGACGACGCAACAAGCACCCUCGGAGGCAAUACGAAAGGGACAUCGCACCCCGAACAACUUCCCUUGCCGAAAUUUUUAAUGCACAUUUUCCGCGAAGAAGGUAUGGCUGGUCUAUUCCGUGGCUGGGUUGCACGGUGCCUAAAAGUUGCUCCUGCCUGCGCUAUCAUGAUAUCAUCAUAUGAGCUUGGAAAGAAGAUGGCACGGAACGUCAACGACCGGACCCGUUCUGCGGAUGACGCUGUCUCUUCUGAAUCGUUAUAG
Molecule: messenger RNA, 1278 nt
Organism: Aspergillus saccharolyticus JOP 1030-1
Lineage: Eukaryota; Fungi; Ascomycota; Eurotiomycetes; Eurotiales; Aspergillaceae
Product: putative mitochondrial carrier protein
Exons: 2
Coding region: 1-1278 (425 amino acids)
Biological process (GO): mitochondrial transmembrane transport
Source: RefSeq, a predicted model, not a curated record